AAUGAUUUUCAAGUCUUUAAUGAAUACUAGCAUUUUAGUAUGCCGACGUAUUCAAGGCGGUUGUAUGCAAAAAUAUUACGGAAAGACAAAUUCAUUGAAUAAAGGGCAAGUCAUCAAACGUUAUAGCACUUGUCCAAGCGGUAUGAAAGUUACUGUAUGUGGGGCAGCUGGUUGCACAGGUGAACCACUGGCAUUACUGUUAAAGCAAUGUCCAUUACUGGACGAAAUAGCGUUGUUUGAUGUCUGCGCCACCUGUGGGUACGGCAUGGAACUGAGUCAUGUAGAUACUAAAUGCAAAGUGUCGUCGUACUCUGGAGCGCACAUGCUUUGUGAUGCAUUAAAGGGGGCCCGAGUCGUGGUGAUUGUCGCUAGGAAUGAAGUGGAUUCUUUUGAGGCUAAUUCACCAAUCUUGACGGAAAUCGCGAUUCAGAUAUGCAACACGUGCCCUGAUGCUUUCACAAUAGUAGCAACGGAACCUAUAGAGAGUUUAGUCCCACUUGUGGGUGAAAUUCAAAGAUGUAGGUGCAAGUAUGACCCGCGACGAUUACUUGGAUGUGUCGAAUUGAACUGUGUUCGGGCUAAUACGAUACUAGCGGACUUUCUACGAGUACCACCCGAGUCCGUACGAGUACCUGUUAUAGGCGGCGCAACACCCACCACUAUGGUACCGGUUUUAUCAGCAGCUGUUCAUCCGUGUGUUAUGAGUCAGGAACAGAUCGAAUGCGUGACAUCGUGUAUAAUGAGCGGUAACGAAGCGGUUUGCGCUGCCAAAGGGUGCAAAGCAGCUACUGCAUGUCUUUCUGGUGCCUUUGCUAUCGCAAGAACCACUGUCAAUGUUGUUAAGGGUCUGCAAGGCGAUUCAAAUGUGGUUCAAUGCGCUUACGUGGACAGCCUUGGUACUUGUGCGCCGGAUUGCCAGUAUUUCGCUAGUGAUGUUGUAUUAGGACCUUCGGGAAUAGCGAAGAACCUUGGCGUUCCAGAACUUACUAAAUUCGAGAAUUGUCUGCUUUGCAAUUGUCUACCAUAUGUUCGUAAUGAGAUUUGCCGCGCAAUUUGUCUGGUAUAUACAAUGUGCCAGCAGUGCUGUUGUCCCACCUGCAUAGCGCACCCGCAGACAUGCUACACGCCUCCUAUCGUGCCCUGUGCGCCGCCUGUCAAUUGGACCUGCGACUGUCCUGAUGCCUGUCGCGAUGAAUAUCUAGCCUCGAUCUGUCGUGAGAUGACCUGCAAGUGUGGUAGUACCGAGUUGUGCUGGCGUCCACGUCAAGCUGACUACGAUGCGGCUCGUGCUAAAAACUUCACCCACCAAAUGCCUCUUAAAUGUCUAGCUUGUUCCUCUCGUACUGUGCCAAGGAGUGUCCAAAUUGAACAGCAGUUGCGCCAAAGGGCUACUGACCCGUGUUCUUAAAUAAAUCUUUCUUAAAUAA
Molecule: messenger RNA, 1427 nt
Organism: Pieris rapae (cabbage white)
Lineage: Eukaryota; Metazoa; Arthropoda; Insecta; Lepidoptera; Pieridae
Product: malate dehydrogenase, mitochondrial-like
Exons: 8
Coding region: 2-1408 (468 amino acids)
Biological process (GO): tricarboxylic acid cycle
Cellular component (GO): cytoplasm; mitochondrion
Molecular function (GO): L-malate dehydrogenase (NAD+) activity
Source: RefSeq, a predicted model, not a curated record